Messenger RNA from Hyaloscypha bicolor E, 982 nucleotides. Its product is annotated as Aldo/keto reductase. Bases 1 to 912 code for a protein of 303 amino acids. The record is from RefSeq and is a predicted model, not a curated record. Gene Ontology annotation, cellular component: cytosol. The transcript is spliced from 4 exons. Lineage: Eukaryota; Fungi; Ascomycota; Leotiomycetes; Helotiales; Hyaloscyphaceae.
AUGGUUGCAGUGGCUCGGCUGAACAAUAUCAAGUGUCUAGAUACCGCACGCCACUAUAACGGAGGAAGAUCCGAGAAGUUCAUUGGCGACAAUGGUCUUUCAUCUGAAUUUCAGAUCAUUACUAAAGCACCUAUGGGUGUUCUUAUACCAGGUGGCUCGACCAAAGAAGGAAUCUUGAAGCACUGGGAGGAAAGUGCGACGGCCUUGAAGACUGAUCGAGUAUCAAUCUACUUACUUCAUGUUCCCGACAUCAACACUCCUAUCUCCGAAACCAUGGAGGGAAUCCAAUCCCUCUACCUCGCCGGGAAAUUUGAACAAUUCGGACUCUCCAAUUUCACCGCCUCACAAGUCGAAGCCUAUUACGCCUACGCCAAAUCGCACAACUAUAUCCUCCCAACCAUUUAUCAAAGUGUGUACAGUGCUGUACACCGCGGUAGCGAAACCACCUUGUUCCCCACUCUCCGCCGCCUCGGAAUAUUGAUCCAGGGCUACUCCGUACUCGCGAGCGGCUUCCUUGUCAGAACGCCUGAGGCUAUCAAAGCAGGAACAGGGAAUUUCAACCCGGAUACUGUACUUGGCAAGAUUCUACAUGAGAUGUAUGGAAAACCUAGUUAUCUUAAAGCUUUAGAAGAGUUUGGAAAGUUGGCUGAGGAAGCGGGAAUUUCGAAGGCGGGAUUGGCGUGUCGUUGGGUGGUGUGGAAUAGCUUUUUGGAGACGGAGAAGGGGGAUAUGGUUGUUCUGGGAGCAAGUAGCGGGAGGCAGUUGAGUGAAACUGUGAGGGAGAUUCAAAAGGGUCCGCUUGAGGGGUGGGUUAUGGAGAGGUUGGAUGCAUUGUGGAGGAGCAUUGAAGCUGAUGCUCCGGGAAAUAAUUUCGAGACUUACACGAAGUUAACCAAGGCUGGAUUGCUUUGAUUAUGCUGUUGUCUAGAGCCUUCCUGCACUUGCUACUUUUCAAAUUAGAAUGAGGCAUUUACGAUGUUGG